AUGAGCACAAUUGGGAACCCGUUAUUGGUAGAUAAAGUUAUUAAGGAUAGGUCUAUGAUGCGAUUUGCUAGAGUGUUAGUGGAGAUAGAAAUUUCUGAGGAUCUCCCUAAAAUUGUUCAGUUUCUCAAUGAGAAAGGGCAGCUAAUGGAACAACUUUUGGAGUUUGAGUGGCUUCCAACACAAUGUAGAGGUUGUAAAGUGUUUGGUCAUACUGAAAGAAUGUGCAAUAGGAAGCAAACUGAGACUUGGAGACAAAAAGGUCGAAAUGGAGAAGUUGAGGCUAAGCAAGGUGCUGUGGAACAGGUGCCAGUUGCAGAGGAUAAGGGUGUUACUAGUGGGGAAAAGGAUACUGAUACACAGAGCACAGCUGAUUUGGGCUGGAAUGUUAGAGGUAUUAAUAAAAGGGAGAAACAGAUUUCUCUGAGUAAGUUUUGUUUUGUGAAUAAAAUUGGUCUUGGAGCCCUGUUGGAGACUAAACUUCGUGGUGAUAAAGUUGGAAAAAUGAUGAGCUCUUUUUUCAUAGGGUGGAAUUACUACUCGGGUUCUGCUUCAGAAGGUCGUAUCCUGAUUAUCUGGCAGCAUCAGGUGAUAUUUGUUGAGGUUUUGAAGGAGAGUGACCAGUUUGUUCAUAUCAGUGUUAAAGAGGGUACUGAUAGAGUAGGUGGCCGAACCAUUUCUGCCCUUGAGUUGGAGGAUGCUCAAAAGUGGAGAGCCUUGGGUUUAGUUGAUGAGUUGCGCUCCAAAGGUUCUCAUUACACUUGGACAAACAAGCAAGAUAAUGAGAAUAGAAUUUACUCUAAACUAGACAGAGUUUUUAAAAAUGAAGAGUGGUUGGAUUUGUUCCCUCAAGCUGAAGUUGUUUUCAACUGGGAAUUGCUCUCUGAUCACUGUUAUUGCAUUAUCAAAUCGGGAGCUACUGUUAACUGUGGUUUUAAGCCAUUCAUAUUCUUUAAUAUGUGGACUGACCAUGUGAGCUUUAAAGAUACUGUCAUGCAGAGCUGGAGAAAGCCUAUUAAAGGAGUUGGGCUGGUUCGAAUUGUUAGGAAACUGAGUAGACUUAAGGUAGUUUUGCGCAAGUUCAAUAAGCAUUUUGUGGGAGAUGUUGCUCAGAAUUAUAGUUUGGCUAAGGAUAAUUAUCAAAAUGCCCAAGUGUCUCUUCAAAAGAACCCCCACUCGAAAGAGUUGCAAAGAGAGGAAUAUUUGGCUGGUGAAAGAUUUGCUUAUCAUGCUAGAGCAUAUGAUAGUUUCCUGAGACAGAAAAGCAAAGUUGACUGGCUUCGAUAUGGGGAUGAUAACACGGCAUAUGUUCAUGCGUGUUUAAAACAAAGAAGAGCUUUUAAUUGUAUAACCUCAGUUGUUACUGAAUCGAGUCAAUUAAUUGAGAAGUUUGAUGAUGUUGUGGCUCACUUUGUGACUCAUUUUCAGAAAAUCAUGGGUAGCAACAGUAGUGCUUCGGUUCUUAUUCAGCAUUCCUGUUUCAGUCUUGGUCACAGAUUGUCUUUAGAUCAGCAGAUCAAUUUAGUUAGGCCUUUUACUAAAAAGGAAGUGAAAGACGCCUUGUUUAGCAUUAGCUCUAUUAAAAGUCCGGGGCCGGAUGGGUACGGAUCUGGCUUUUUCAAAGCUAUGUGGAGCAAUUUAGAAGUUGAAAUUUCAGAGGCCAUUUUUGACUUCUUUGAGCGUGGUGACCUGCCCGAAGAGGCUAAUAUGGCUACCAUUUGCUUGAUUCCUAAGAUUGAGACUCCAGCUAAGACAGCGGAUUAUAGGCCUAUAGCUUGUUGCAAUUCUAUUUACAAGUGUAUUUCUAAAAUGCUCUGUGAUACAUUGGCAACGGUUCUUCCUAGCUUAAUCCAUCAAAAUCAAGGAGCGUUUGUUAAAAACAGAUUGUUGGCGCACAAUAUUCUUAUUCUUCAGGAUAUUAUUAAACGCUAUAAAAGGAAAAAUGUUUCCCCUAGGUGUGUGAUGAAAAUAGAUCUGAGCAAAGCCUAUGACAUGCUGGAUUGGAAUUUUAUGGAGGAUAUUCUCACAGCGUUUUGUUUUCCAAACAAGUUUAUUAAGUGGAUUAUGGCGUGUUUGAAGGACCCCACUUAUUUGAUCCUUAUGAAUAGUAGGAUUCAAGGGGAGUUUAGAGGUAAAAAAGGUCUUAGACAAGGGGACCCAAUCUCUCCUUUGUUAUUUGUUCUAGCUAUGGAAUACUGUACCCGGCUAUUAUGUCAAGCCUCAAUGGACAAGAGUUUCAGAUUCCAUCCGAAAUGUAAACCUCUGAAGAUGGUCAAUCUUUGUUUUGCCGAUGAUUUGGUUAUAUUUUGCAAGGGAGUCUCAAGCUCAGUUCAGAUAAUGAGGGAUGGUUUUACUGAAUUCUGCUUGGCAUCUGGUUUGUCUGCUAACAUGGCGAAAUCUCAGGUCUACUUUGGGGGUGUGGCCGAAAGAAAGACUCAUCAAUUGCUAGAUAGGCUUCGCUUCUCUGAAGGGGGCUUUCCUCUCAAGUAUUUGGGUGUUCCGCUGCGAACUACGAAAUGGAAGGCUGGAGAUUGUGCUAUUAUCAUCACAAAGAUUCAGCAGAAAAUUCAUACUUGGGCUAGUCGUCGUCUCUCGUUUGCUGGGAGGGCUCAAUUGAUUAAUUCUGUUCUGUUGAGUAUUAGAUCAUUUUGGAUGAGCAUUUUUAUUCUCCCCAAGAGUGUCACCAAGGAAAUAGAUCGCUUGUGUAGGAACUUCCUCUGGGGAGUUAAAGACAGCAAUACUAACCGUUGUAAAUUGUAUUUCACUGCCUGGAAUCAAGCGUGUCUUCCAAAAUGCAUGGGUGGUCUUGGCUUUAAGGAAGGUUGCACUUGGAACAAAGUGCUCCUUGCUAAGUUUGUUUGGGCUGUUUCUACUAAGCAAGAUAUUCUUUGGGUGAAGUGGGUGGACUCAAUUUAUCUGAAGGGUCAGGAUUUCUGGGCUUAUAUAGUUCCCCAGGAUGUUAGUUGGUAUUGGAGGAGACUAGUUAAUCUGAGACCUGUUUUUACUGCUAAUGGUUUAGCUGAGGCAAUCAAGAAUAAUAAGCUCUGCUUGAAAGAUUUGUAUCACCCGUUACUCAACAAGGAAAGAGUUGCCUUUGCUAACAUGGUCUGGUGUUCUUUGGCUGUGCCUAAGCAUAGGUUCAUCUUUUGGCAAGCUACACUUGGUCAUCUUCUCACUCGAGACAAGCUGCACUACUGUAAUCUGGAGUUGCCUUAUUUGCUAUGUCCUGUUUGUGAAGUGGAGCAGGAAUCCCAUGCUCAUUUAUUUUUUGCUUGUCCUUUCUCUCAACAGGUCAGAGCUCAAAUGAUGGACUGGCUGGGUAGGGAUUUAUUGCCGAGCUCUUAUGAGCAUUGGUGCUCCUGGAUGAGUGGUAAUCCGAAAGGUCUGAAGCAUCAGGUCUUGGUUGCAGCUUUGGCAGCUUCUGUGUAUAUGAUUUGGAGGAAUAGAAACCAUUGUUUUUUUGAGUUUAGUUCUUUAUCUAUUGGCAAUGUUACUCAGCAGAUCAAGUUCUAUUUGAGAAAUAGAUUAGCCAGAAUUCCUAAAUUGAAAGUUAGGAUCAGUGAGUUAGCGAUUUAUGAGUCGGUUGUUCAGUUGUAA
This is a messenger RNA of Humulus lupulus (European hop), 3594 nucleotides long. RefSeq lists its product as uncharacterized. NCBI's taxonomy places the organism in Eukaryota, Viridiplantae, Streptophyta, Magnoliopsida, Rosales, Cannabaceae. The transcript has 3 exons. Bases 1 to 3594 code for a protein of 1197 amino acids. The record is from RefSeq and is a predicted model, not a curated record.